AUGGAAGCGCAACGGAAGGCGUUGCAGCGAGGGGAGGCCCCCAGGAUGGAGGGCGUGCAGCACAGCAGCCUCACUACUGAUGUGCUGGAGGACUGCGUGGGGCCCCGAUGGGACGAGAAGCGGCAUGUUCGUCUAGACUUCUCUUCUCCUUUGUUUUGUCUAGAGACGCUUACGGGUAGAGAUGGGGGCCUGUUGAACCCGCGGCUGAACCUCAGCAACUUGUUGACGCUCGACAUCUCUAACAACGCCUUGACAGACAUCGACUCUGUGCUGUCUGUACACAAUGGAUUCAAGCGUCUGCACACCCUCAAAGCCUCUCGCAACCGAAUCACACAAGCGGAUCUCGACCUUCCUACUCUUGCAUAUCUGGACUUGUCGUUUAAUCAACUCAAACGCCUCCCCAGAUUCGAAGGCAUCCGCAAUACUGAGGAACUCCUCCUCUCCAACAACCACAUCAGCGAUUCGGACUUGGAGAGUUUCGUGCUGCUGGGGAAUUUGCGUGUGUUGGAUUUGUCUUACAACCGGAUCAGCACUCUCCCCUCCAACUUCGUAGAGGACCUAGCCUACCUCAAGGGACUCACCAAGCUUACGAAAGUUGACUUUCGAGGUAAUCAAUGCAGCGCGUGGUUCCCGGAGUACGCGGCGGUUUUGGUGGGGAAUGCGGUGGCCAGGGGGCAGCAUCUUCAGCAACUCGACGGGGAGGCGAUCGCCCCGCGUUCAGAAAAAGAAAUAACGGAAAUGGCAGCUCAAGUGAUCGCCAACUUGGAACAGUACGAUUCCAUCUACAUUGAGCGUCAAGAGGCAGAAGCCACUCGCCCCCGCCUGGCCAAAUACGCCAUUAAGACAGCUCUGGCGGGCGAUGAUGGAGAUGUUACUAUUGGACGCCUGUCGGAGAUCUUAGAGAGAGUGCAUGCGAUGGAAGAGGAAGAGCGAAUUUCGACGUUCUGGCGACAGCUCCCUGCUUCAGACAAGGCCAGGAGAAACGCGGCUAAAGAGUUGGUGCAGAAAGCUCAGCUCGCCUUGGAGGUGUGCGAGGAGGCCCGACCCCUGAUCUUGAGAGGCCUGGCGAGUCUAUGCCUUGUGUCUGAGGGGUCUCUGGGUCACAAGUUGGCUGCGGUGUUGUCUCGAAUGGCGCAGCAAGAGUUUGCUGCUCAGAGUGAAGGAGACGUUGGGGGUAUUGCAGCGCAAGUCUUAGCGGAGAUCGUUGUGCCUUCUAUCCUUGAGGCUGCAGAUCAGGAGCGAGUAGUGAUGGAUGUGCUGACGGGCCUCACAGAAGGCACCGAGUGUCUCUCUUUGGCUGUUGCUCUCAGCAGCUGCGUCUCCCUCUUAGCAGACCUCCUUACUGUAUCAGGCCCUACACCGCACCUCUGUCGCGUGCUGUGCGUCAUUUGUCUUUCACAAGAAAAUUGUGUGGAGGCAACCGGCCAAGGCAUUCCUCAGCUGCUGUGCCGUCGCGUGCUGGACGAGGGAGUGCCUGAGGAUGACCAGGGCCUCAUGUUGUUUUGUGAUAUGUGCAUCAUCAUGGGGCGUUGUGCCUGGCACAAUCGAAAGGCUUCACUGCAUUUGACUCGGGCUGCAAUUCACACUUCGAUUUUUUUGCCUAAGUUGAGGGACCUCAUUGGAGAGAGAGAGGCUACCAGUCGCCUUCCUAUUCCUCAGGCCAAAGUCGCCGGAGCCAUCAUUGGGGCCCUCACAGGGAUGAUCCGCAGCUGCGACGAAGCCAUGGACAUCUGCUGCGACAACUACCACCUUAUAGACCUUUUGCUGCCUGCGCUGAAGGAGGAAGCUGCCGACCCUGUCAUCCUCGCUGCCAGCUGCACCGGGGUGCGGGUAAUACUUGAAAACCCUCGUCAGCGAGCCGAGCUCCUUCAGUACGUAACUGAAGAAAUGCGGGGGUUUGAGGGGCUGCUGCAAUAUUUGGGGGGGACCCGAUACACCGCAAUGUGUGACAGAGCGGAGUUGGCUCUAAGGAAUAUUAACCAGCUGCCGUAUGUGCCGGAGCGCGUGCCGUUGAACCGCCUGACGAAUAUUUACGCGUGUCGGGUGUUGGCGUCGAUUUGCAAUUUUCUUGCCUUUUACCUCGCAGAGGAGACAGAUCAAAUGGUUCAGGGUAUUGCUGAGGAGCUGUUUGCUGCGCAUCGCGAGAAAGCUAUUGUAGAUGUGCUGGAAGUAAAAAACGAAGAAGUUCUUGUUGCUGCUGUCGAGUGUCUUAACAGCAUACCGCUCCGCUAUAUCACCAAGGAGACAGUAGCUUUGCUGCUCAAACUCUCUGUAGUAAAGCUGCUGACUCGGCUGGCCCUUUGGGAGUCUCCUCAAGUGCAUGCAGUGUUGUGGGGUAUGCAUGCGGCGGAGACAGUUAAUGCAGUCUUUGAUGUUAUUUACCGCAACCUAUCGACACUGAGAACGCCUGCAAGAAAAGCAGUGAUUGAAAAUAUGCAUGCACUUAACCGGGUGUCUGUACACUUCCUCCUCGCCGCCUCUCGCGUCUCUUCUGUCAGAGACACCAUGAGGCUGAAGGGAGUGGUGUCUCUGUUUGGGCCAGUGCUUGAGGCUGAGCAGCAGGUGGAUGUACACCCGGAUGGGUUUGAUGUUGUCGUUGAAAGGACGUGGACAGGGAGAGAUGUAAAUGUGCUGCUUACUUCUUUGUCGGGGACACACAAACUUAACCCCAAAAAGAAGGAAGCCUUUCGAAUUGUCUGCAGACUCGCUGAUAUUAUUCAAGGGUGGCCGGAUACACCCGACGCAGCAAAAGAUCUCAGCCUCAGGGCGCUGUGCAGCCGCGAGGGGGAGAUGUGGGACGACGAUGCUGCACUGAGGAGACACCUGGAGAUGGAUGACAGAGAAGAGUCGGAGAGAGCGCCUCAGCAGACAGAUUUUGUUCGUCUCUGCAUUGCAGAGCGUUUGUCUCUCUUGCUGACUCCGCUGUGCAGCCACAGCACCACCCAACGUUAUGCGAGACAGCGAGCGAUGAAGCAGCACGCGGAGUAUUGGGCGGGGCGUCUUAAGGCGGACAUCGAAGACGCUGAGGAGGAGAUAGCGAAGGCAAGCAAACUUGCAGAAGAAGAAGCAGCAGCAGAGGAGGAGGAGGAGACAGCAGUACUGCAGCAGCCGCAGCAGCGCAGCGACUUGUUGAGGGCAAUUGCACAAUCAAAACCGCGAAGUUGGCGGGAGAGGGUUCAGAACAGAAGCCGGCCUCACCAUCAGCAAACAACAAACGCACAAGCAAAGAAAAAGAAAAAACAAAAAGACUCUUUAGAAGAACUGCAAGAUGAUCCGGUGUAUGCGGACCUCUACGGCAAACCCGAAGAAGGAAAAACAGGAGCAUAA
This is a messenger RNA of Eimeria acervulina, 3327 nucleotides long. Its product is annotated as leucine rich repeat containing protein, putative. NCBI's taxonomy places the organism in Eukaryota, Apicomplexa, Conoidasida, Eucoccidiorida, Eimeriidae. The record is from RefSeq and is a predicted model, not a curated record. Bases 1 to 3327 code for a protein of 1108 amino acids. Gene Ontology annotation, cellular component: extracellular matrix. Gene Ontology annotation, molecular function: protein binding. The transcript has 26 exons.